AAGCACAACAGCGCCAACUAGUGGCCAAUUUCCGUAACUUCUUAUUGAUAUCUCUUGCUCUAAGUUCAUGUUGUAAUAUACUCUCGCUAAAAUUUGUGCUAUUUGCUGACCAACCCCAUGUUUAUUGAAUAUGUGCUCGUGUUAUGUUUGUUUUCCGUUGUAACGUAGUGAAAAUCUUGUCUCAAUGUAUAAGUUAUGCGGCAAGUUCCUUUCAAAACCAAUGACAUUAGAUGAACUCGAUGUGCGUUUUGGCCAUUUUACUUGGCUUGCGUUGGUGAUUCGUACAUAGUCACGUGACCAAAGAGGUUUUUGGAUCAAUGGCGCCAAAUGACUAUUACAGAAAAUGUGGCACCUCGUGUUGUCGUGUUGUGUCGAACUAAAAUGCCGUCAUGUAGAGAACGCUGUGACUUUCUAUACAAUGCUACUGCCUCGCUCCAAGUGUAAAACAAUAAGUUGCUCGUGAACAUGUAGCUUGUGAAUGCCUCAAGCAAGAUGUCGUUGAGAGGCACCAAGCGCGCUUCAGGGCCGCGCGGGGAGGAGGCCGGCGCGUCGAAGCGCCGCAGGACGGAGCCCGAGGACGCUCUCUGGCAGCUCCGGCCCGUUAGCGACCUCAAGAUGUCAUCUAUAUACAAUAGAAGCGCCUCCGAGGCACCCGCCGAACUAUUCAGGAAGGAUUUGAUCAGCGCAAUGAAGCUGCCGGACUCUGAGCCGCUCACCGCCUCGGAGUACUGGGUGAUCACGGACACGUGGAAGCAGGACUGGGAGCGGGGCGUCCAGGUGCCGGUCAACCCGGACUCGCUGCCGGCCCCUAAGGUCCGGAUCACCGAGAACCCGAAGCCGCCGGACUUCCAGGAGUUUAAAUUGCCUAAAGACAAGUACAUCCACUUGAGCCGCGACGCGACGUACGCGCCGGACAAGCAUACGAUCACCACCGCGCUCGCCCGCGCGGAGGCGGCGUGCUCGUACGACCUGGACGCCACCGACACCGCAUGGCUCAAGCUGCUGAACGCGGAGCGGGCACGCGCCGGCGCCGGGCCCAUCACUGAAGAUCAGCUCGAGAAGGUCAUCGAGGAGUUGGAGGUCCGGACUUGGGAUAAAAUUCAAUCCAUCAUGAAGUCGGAGGAGGGCCUAGGCAUAGAGUAUGACGAGAACGUAAUCUGCGACGUGUGCCGCUCGCCCGACUCCGAGGAUGGCAACGAGAUGGUCUUCUGCGACUCCUGCAACAUCUGCGUCCACCAGGCCUGCUAUGGCAUCACUGUCAUACCCGACGGUCAGUGGCUGUGCCGGCCGUGUGGCGACGGCGUUCGGCCCACGUGCGUGCUCUGCCCCAACCUCGGCGGCGCCAUGAAGUGUACGCCCACCGGCCACAAGUGGGCUCACGUUAGCUGCGUCCUCUGGAUCCCCGAAGUGUCUAUAGGUUGUGCUGAAAAAAUGGAACCUAUCACAAAAAUCUCCUCAAUACCGGCGUCGCGCUGGUCCCUUGUGUGUGUACUAUGUCGCGAACGGAAAGGUGCGUGUAUACAGUGCUCUGUAAAGACUUGUAAGACUGCUUAUCACGUUACUUGUGCAUUUAAACAUGGACUAGAAAUGCGUGCAAUAAUAGAGGACGAGAACGCUGAUGACGGCGUGAAGCUGCGCUCAUACUGUCAGAAGCAUAGUGUUAAUUCGAAGAAGGAGAAGUGUCCGGGCUCCGGCUCAGACGAGGAGGAGGUGAAACGCAAGCGGCGAAAGGACAUGACGUCGGAGGAGAAAAAUCAGGCGCGUGCCGCGAGGCUACAGGAGAUAGAAGGCGAGUUCGACAAGCACGUCAGCGUCAAGGACGUGAGCACGCAUCUGCUCGACGUCGACCAGGACGCCAUUAACUACAUAUACAACUACUGGAAGAUGAAGCGCCGCGCCGGCCGCAACCGGCCGCUGCUGCCGCCCAAGUCAGAUGACAGCGAGCUCCUCACGCACCGUCAGGAGCAGGCCGACCUCGACAAGAUGAAGAUGUUCGUGCAGCUCAGGCAGGACCUCGAGCGUGUGCGGAACCUUUGCUACAUGGUCAGCCGCCGCGAGAAACUGUCGCGCUCAUUCUUCCGUAUGCGCGAACAGACUUUCCACAAACAAGUUGCGGUUUUAUCCGCGGACCCGACCAUUAGCGGGCCCGACUUAGCCGCUAUUGUCGAGGCCAACCACGGCCCCUCUAUUUACGACAGGUUGUAUUCCCAUCCCAAUGCUCCCGACCAUAAGAACGAUUUCGAAGAAAUGUUAGCUCGUAUCGCUCCACCGGAGUCCGGCGAUGAAAAGAAGAAGGAUCGCAACGGCAUGGUUAAAGGCGCAAAAUCGUCCAAUCCAUACAAGAAACAUUACGUAAAUGGGUCGCGGCGAAGCGGCAGCAUGUACAGCGGGUUAUCUAGUGAAGAGAGUGCUCCCGAAAUCUCACGAUCAACGCGAUUCCGCGGACGGGCAAUCGGCUCGAGCACGGACGACGACAAGAAACCCUCUGGAUCACCAAAGAAAAAGGUGUCGCCCGGCAAAGGUAAGGGUAAAAGAUCGCCCAAGAAGAUCGAAAGGAAGAAGAAAAAAGUGCCACAGUCCAAAGCGCUGGUCGAGAGCAGCAGCGAGGAUGAAGCCCUUCAAUCGAGGAUAAAGAAAGACCAGUCACGUAGCAAAACGCUCCAACACCUUGAAAAGGAAAUGGCAGAGGCCGUAAAGUCGGGAGCUUCAGCCACCGACAGCGACGAGCUCAUGCCCAUCCGGACAACCAGGCAACAGAACAGCAAGUUUCCUGAUAACAUUUACUCUGACAGCAGUGAGGAGUCCUCUGGCAAAACAGAUCUCAAAUCCGAUAAGGCCAAAGCUGACAAGUCCAAACCAGACAAGUCACCAGACAAUGACUCUCAACAACCCCUGCCUAGAACAAAGGCGGCCAUGAAAGAAUUCAUUCCAACCCAACCUGAAAAGAAGAGCCCUACUAAAAUCGCCGAGAAACCAGCUCCAAAGAAAAGAGGCAGAAAGCCAUCUAACAAAGGGGAAAAGAAGACUACUCCAAUCAAAAGUAAUGAUUCCGAUGAUGAAGCUAAAAAUAAGGAAAAUAUCAAAUUCUCAAAACAAGCAAGCAAGGAUCCUUCUGAUCUUAUUGUUCCACAAAGACAGGCUGCCAAGAAAGCUUCUGAGAAUAUGCGCUCCACCACCGGCGGCAAAAAGGAAGAGGGAGUUGCUGAAAAACCAAGCAGCGGUGAUGAUACUAAACCGCCUAAACCAAAAAUACCCAUUAAGUCCAAGGGCAAAGAACCACCAAAAGAUAUCCCUGCCAAGGUCGGGCGCAAGAAGUCUUCGAAGGAUGUUGAAAAAGAAACUAUAGCGUACGUUCCUCAAAGGCAAGCUGCCAAGAAAGCAGCCGCGCAUAUCAAGGGUCUGGGCACGAAGGCGCCUGUUGCCGAAACAUCCGACACUGAUAAGAAGAAAGAGGGCGAAAAGUCCGACUCCGCGAAGCUUACUCCUAAGAAAGAAGAGGUUAAAAGCUCGAAGACUUCCCAGAAGGAAACCUCCAGUUCUUCAUCAAACUCAAGCAGCAGUAGCUAUUCCUCAUCAUCAAGCUCCGAAGAGGAACCCGAGAAGCCAGGCCUCAAACCGACGGCCAAAGCGCGAGAAAUCAAACCCGCCAUCCGGCAGCCAUCCAUGUUCUCACCGCCGGGCACUAGACCGACCGUGGACUUGCCCUUUCUCGACAAGGUGUCAAGACCAUUGUCUUCAACUAGUGCCUCGAGUGAUUCUGAAAGCUCUCAAGGGUCGCGAUUCUCCGGAUCCGGCAGCCCCUCUCCCAAGCGACCUCGCCGACGAAGAAAGGGAAAGAGCCUCUCGACCGAUACGUCCCCUCGCAAGGCCCCUGACAAGAAGCUUAAAACUUCCGAACGGGGGUCCGAGUGCAGGGUACCAUCACCGGCUCCUCAAGGAGAGGAACCGAGCCGAGCCGACGACGCGCGGGCCGCCACACGUGCUCGGACCAGAAGCAUUACUUCAAGCGGAAAUAUGCCUAAUAAGCCUGAUGCCCGACAGAGAAAACCAUCUAAAGACGACAACGGAUAUGCCUCUGGCUCCAAUAAAACUCCCAAAGAGGGCAGCCAGCCCCGUGAGCUUCCAACUCCGGAGCGGAAAGCGGACGAGGAGGUGAAACCGGAAAUCAAAGAUGAACCCAUCGUCGAAGCGAAACCCUUCAAGGGCUCCCCGCCCAAGCCCAGGACACGCGUCUCUGUCGACGAUAAAGACAAGAUCAAGUCGCCAGUUGCGGACCCGACCUCAUCCAAACCCAGUCCUAGGAAGAGCGCCGAGUUGAAACAUAAGAGUAUUCCUAACAGACGUAUGAGUGUUAAAGAGGUGUCGAAAGAUGUGACGGUACAUGAACCGCCACGCGAGUCGGCCAAAAAGAAGAUACUCAGCAGGCAUGACGACGAAAACGCGACCGAAGCGCGCACCGCCAGUAGUCGCUCCCCACUCAAGAAACCAGAAAUUACAGAAAAGUCCAAAACGGUUGACAAAAAGAGCCCAAGGACAGUAAAUGAGUUCCAUGCCCAUGACAGGUAUGCAGAGAAUGAAAAACACUGGCUCGAUAAAGAUGCCAGCCCCCUGCCGCCGCCUGUAGAGAAAUUGGGCAGCCAUGACAAGUACAUGACUGAAGAUAAGCUGCUCGAUUCUGAUGCGGCUGACAAGAACAGCAUAAAAAUGAUCGCAAAAAUACAAGCUAACUUGAACGAAAACAUGAUGAUCAAGUCACCAAAGACACCCAUGGACGCCCGAACGUUUAACAUAGACCCUAUAGAUGUGGAUAACGCGGUACCGCGGAACAUAAGGAAGCGAUCCACGCUAGAGGAAAAGAAGUUUAUAGCCCAAGAUGCCAGCCACGUGCAGGGCGUCGAGAUAUCUAAGAGUGCAAAGAUACCGUCGGUUAACCCCUGCCGUUCCAUGUUCUCUCCGCAAGGCAAAGACAACGAGCUUGACCGGUUUGAAUUUGAAAUGUUGGCUAUCGACGACGGCUUCAACAACGAUGAGUUGAUCAAACCUUUUACUUACCCAGAGUUUAUAUUCAAGGAGGAGAAAGAGCAAGGCGUUCAGGAAACCAAGAACCUGGUCGAUAGACUGCGAAUGCAACUGAGCAGCAAGAAGGCCGAGGCUCAAGACGAACAGCCACUUCAUGAUGACAAAGAAAUCAGAGAUGACGAUAUCAGGAGCCCACGUAAAGGUCCCGAAACUCCGCCGCCUAACAAAAACGCGGCCAUCGAUAUUCACGAACCUAAACUGUCGUCAAAUGACCUAGAACCGCUUAACCACGAGCCGCAUUCGGGCGAGGUCUCUCGCAGAAAUAGCAUACAUGACAACAAAGACUGCCAGCCCAUACCCAUGACAAGCAAUGAAAAAUGGCGCAACUUGCCCCUGCAGCACAACGAAGUCGAGCUACCUAACGAUAGAAAAUACGACCGGUACAACGAAGACUCGAAAGAGCCGGCAACCGUUCAGUCCGACAUACAAUCCGUUUCAGAGGUGGGCGACAACGUAUCACUUUCCAAGCAAAGCGACGAUUCUCAAUCACUGUCCGUUGUCGAUCAUUCCAUUGCGAGCAACGAUACGAUGGCCCUGGUUCACGAUAACUAUGAUAACAACAACUCGCAGCUUCAUUCCGACUGUGCUACCAUCUCAUCGCCAUAUGUGAGCCAAGAGAAAUGGAGGGAGAACAAAAUAAUCUCGAGGCGGUCGUCCGCUUCGAGCACGUCAUCCGAAGGAUCAAUCUGCUCGCAGAAACCAGAGGACUUGAAACACGUGAAUAGUUGCGAUGCGCACAUCACAAGUCAUAUGCUGCCAGAGCUCGAGCGAUACCCGCCUUUACCAUCGUACGGUUGCCCCGUAGAGCCUGCCAUGCCGUUGAAUCAGUAUUCAUCGUACCCACAAGACGCGUCACCAUUCCUCAGUUCCAUGGGUUCCCUGCCGUUGUUCGGUGCCGGGGCUUGUGCUUCUGCUCAACUCACCUUACCCUCACCUGGGCCCGGUCUGUACCCGCCUCCCGGCCUGUCUUACGCCAGUACUCCACUCAUGCAAUCUUUAUCUAAACCGGCGUUCCCAACGCUAUGCGCAGCGUUCACAUCUUCGUCGCAAAAUAUUGCGCUGACAACAGCUAUGAUUGCACCACCGACGCCCAAACCUCUUGACUCGCCUCGCGACGACGCUGAGCCCGUCGAUCCGCGCUCCACGAGUCCUAGUACUAUACACGUCGUCACGAGCCCUAGUGCCGACACUGCCGACUCGACCGAAACCACCAGCAAAGCUCCCAAUAAAUUAUCCAACGAUAACAACCAGACCAUGCUCAGUCUGCAUGCCCAAGAAUCCAAGUCUCCCAUUCCACCUAAGGCCCCGAGGUCUAACAAGUUCUCAGGGAAGUCUCCCGGUAAAAGCCCCAUAUCACCCAAACAGAGUGAAGCGCCCAAAGGUAAUAAACGAGCGAGCAACAGGAGCAAUCGAAGCCAGAGAGGCCGAGGACGAUCAAAGAGCCGCGGCCAGGGCGCGCCCGGCUAUGACUACUCGGGCAACUCUAUACAAAGCAAACUCGUUGGCACGGUCUACGACUUCGACGAAGAAAUUGCGAAUGACGGCGUAGAUCUCAAAGCUUUACGAGAAAGGCGAAAAUCAAUCGAUGUAAGAGACGACAGAAAGUCCGAGGCUUCGUACAAGGACGCGUCGCAGUCGCCUCAGGUGUUAAGUCCGCAGGCGGCAAAGAAAACGCCGAGCGCCGAGGACAAGGGCGCGAAACCGCCGACGCCCGAGCCGCCCGACCCGCCGCGCUCGCCAGGCCUUAAGUCCACGGAGCGCGGGCCCGGCUUCUCGCAGGUGCACCCCGUCCUGCCCGGGCCCGUUGACAUGCGCACCUACAACCCCUCGUUCGAGGGCGCCGCGCCGCCGGUCGCCGACGCCUACCACAGCCAUCUAUUGGCCUUCGCCAGCGGCACCGCCGACCAGCAGCUGCCCGACAUAGACGAGGACCUCGAGAAACAGCUUCACUCCGAGCUCAUGGCCAGCAAGCCGCGCCCCGGCUCUCCUGCGCCGGAACAACUAACUCAGCCCGCGAAAGAUACCUAUACGCCUAACUUGCCCAAAGUCUCGCUAUCGGACUCCAGGAACCAACUCAAAGUGAAAAUCAAAGGGCCGUUCCUGGACGCGAACUACUCCAGCUCGGUGACGCCAGUGGCACCACAGCCGCCGCCGCCGCCACUCGACCCCGGCGCCGGUAUGGCGGCGGCCGGUGGGCCUUCCUCCAUGGUAACCGGCUCCACCAAUCUACGCCGCAUGCGCAAGAAGGAGCUGCUCCGCCAGUACUGGACGCAGGACAUGAACAUGGACGACCCGGCGGCGGGUGUGUCUCUAGUAGCCGUCCCGCCGCCGGCUGCGCCGCCUCCCAUCGCCCGCGCCGUCAUCACCAUUCCCAAGGCCGUCGCUUCCAUGACCAGCAUACCCACCCGGGACGAUUACAAGUCUGACACGCCCGUGGAAAAGAAGAAGCGAAAGACCACGAGCGGCCUCUCGAGGGAGCUGCGACACUUGGAAGUGAGCAUGAACGACGAUGUGGACCCCUCCGACGAUACCAAAUUAUCAACUAUAGCCGGUCCCGCGGCAUCCGCGCCCGCGCACAAGCGGCGCGGCCGCGUUUCUAAGCCGCCGCGGCCCGCCAGCUCGCCGGUCGCACCUAAAAUCAAAAUAAAAAUCGGCUCCAACAUAGUCCAGCAAGUGGAGGAGCCCGUCGGCUUCCAGUUCCGGCCGCCCAAGAAGCGGCUGCACACCUCCGUCCCCGCCACGCCCAGUUUCGAGGAUCUGCGCCGCGAGAGCAUGAAAUACCGCCGCAUGGUCAUGGCCGACUUCGAGGAGGACGAGAAAACCAAGAAGGUGAAACCCAGCAAGGCCGAGAAGAGGAAGCGCAAAAAGGACAAGAAAUCGGAAAAGGAGAAGUUACAAGUGGUGAACAGUGAGAGUGAAAGUGGUGCCAAGCUGAUAAUAAAGAUUAAGCGCACUAAAGAGGAGGAAGCGGCCGCGGGCGGCGCAGCAGCGGCGGCGGCGGCGGCUCCCGAGCCGCCCGUGGACCCGUUCGAGUACGAUCCCACCGCGCCCGACCCGCUCGCUAUCGACCCGCCCUCGGAAGCUUCCUCUGGUAUACGCAAUAAAAUACGGACCGCUAAAGUGACCCCUAUUCGGUUAAAACUGGCGCGGAGCUCGCAGGGCUCGGACUCGUACGUGAUGAAGGACUUGGGGGGUGCGUCCACCUCCGCCGACGCUGCCUCGCCCGCGCCCGCGCCCGCGCCCGCGCCCGCGACUUCGGCCGCCGCGCAGCCGCUGUCACUUACUGUCAAUAAACACUGUGAAGUGAGGUGAUAUAAAACAAAGAACGCGCGUUAAGCAGUGAUAGCGACACUUUCUCGAGCGUGAAUUUCUGUACAGUAAAUUUUAACUAUAGUGUCUGUAUAUUUCUAAAUAUUACGUCUUCUUUAUAACUAUUUAUUUGUAUAAAUGGAAAGCUCAAUGAUUAACUUAAAGUUACUCUAAGAUUUAUAAUAGUUUUGUGCAUUGUGUGAUGCACAAGUAAAUCUUAAUAUAGUACAUAGCUUAUAUAUUUUUGUUAAUGUUACUGUUUUACUUUGUGCCUCUUACGGAAUCUCAUUAAUUUUGUCAUAUAUGUGUAAUUAAUUAAAAUAUUGAAAUUAGGUAUUACAUAUAUUUUUCAAAAUUGCAUAGUUAUCACAAAUACACAUCACACGGUUAUUCAGUCUAUAUACAAUUAUUAAUAUGGCUGAUGUGAUUGACUUUUCACCCAAAAUUUAAUUUAUUAAAGGCAAACCACAUUAUUAUUAUGAAUUUAGAACAAUUUUAUAUAUUAUUGAACAGUAAAGUUAUUCAAUUUCCGAAAGAGCCAAAGUAAAUCGUUAUGUAGGUGCUACAACUCGGGUUUAAUUUUGAUCACGUACCGGCCUAAUAGUUUCUUGUUUUAAAACCUUUAAUUUAGCUGCUGUAGAUAUGCCAUCCAGGAACAGGCUCAACCACAUCUUUUCGUACUAAAUUUGACCAAUUAUUAUGGAUGGAUGAAGGAAUGGGUCUUGCUUUUGUGGAUAGCUUUAUCUCUCAGAAAAUAUUUUGCUUCGAUUAGUAGAUAAAUGAAAAUAAAUUAAACUAGAAAAUAAUUCUCAAUAAUUAAAAAAACUCUAAGUAUGAACAAUAUUCUAAACAUACUAUGUAAUAUUACCAGAAAUCAUGUAGAUCACACAAUUCCAUGAUUCCUUGUCUGUCAGCACCUUCAAAGCACGGACCAUUCUCAUUGUGUUUCUCUUCAAAAGAGAAUCGGUACAGUAGGUUAUUACUACCCUUUUGCACUGUAUUUUAAAUAAUAAAAAAUGGUAAACCCGGAGACUGAUAACUGAACGUAUUUUAAAUACUUUUUAAAAAUGUAUUUAUGUUUGUGUUAAAUCAAAUUAGUUUUACGUAUUUAUUAUUACUAUUUAACUGUACGCAAAUUAAAUCUCAGAAUAAGGUUUUUAAACUGUCCGCGUUUGAUCAUUUUUAUAAAUAAUAAUUAUUUGGAAUAAGUAUAUUAACUUUUACACAUGACUCGUAUUUAUUAGUAUAAUUAUUUUUUAUUAUAAAUAGUAAAGUGGUUAGCCAAUCUCAUCGCCAGCCUUUAUUUAUUUGGAUAGCGUUUCGCACAUUUUUUACAUAAUUUCAUCAAUAAACCUAUAGGCCCGGUUUUCACCAAAGAAUAAAAACCGAAGUUACUCUUUGAAUGCGGGCAUUAUUGAAACACGGUUCUAUAAAACAAAAUAAACUGGCUCACUAUUACAUUGUUAUACGGAAUCAUAAAUCAAUUUUAAUACUUGUUUGAAAAAAUAAGGGCACGAACGGUAGAUAUUUGCAAUAUUUGGCUCAAAGGGUGCAGGCGCCGAGAACUAGUAAAAGAAGUGUUGCGCUGGGAGCUACACUGAGCCGUCGUAUUAUGCAGUAAAAACGCAACCUGUACGUAUCGCGUCUAAUGAUGCUCCCUAUGACAGUUCAUUUUUAUAUGGAGUAGCUGGCACGUAAAAUGUUUGUGGACAUUUUUUGGAAGUAGCUCACAAAUUUAUUUAGAAAUGUAAUAUGUAAGUAAUAAAACCUCGGGACAUUUUUUUUUUCAAUUAACGCCAUCCAAAAGAACAUGAAGGAACUGACAUAGUCCAUCAUUCGGCGCGAGAGUUAUAAGUAGCCUGUCUUUUCAAAAUAAAGCACGCUGCUAAAACGUAACUUUGUAAAAGUGAGCCAUUCUUUCCGUUUGACGCUCGGUGCGGUCCCGUUGAACAAAGAGAGUAACAAAAUUUAAUUUGUUACAAUUUUAGACCGGAUGGUCGGGAACUCACCUCGCGAUGUGUUAUGUUAAUGAAACUUAUGAAAUUAUUUCCUUAACGGUUUAGCUUGAAGCUUUUUCUUCAGUGUUCGUUUGUGUUUGCAAGUGCUAACAACAAAUAUAUUUUAUAACCUACCGUCCGGAAUCGGGGUGGCCGGGAGAAACAGGAUUUUAACUACUCAUUUAUGUUUUUUUUACAUUUAGCCUGACAAUUAUUUUGUUGAAAUUUUGUCAUCUAUGUUAUGUGUAAAUUGCAUUAAAAUUUAAUUAUAUUUAUGAAACCAUCACUGAACACGAAGUUGUUUCUACUAAUUACUUGUGUCUUAGAUUGGCACUUUGUAUAUAUUGCGUUUAAUUUAUUAUCCACAUAUGAUCGUUCGUUGUUCAGGAUUAGAACUAAGCGGCAGGGGUAAGCAUAAGCACAUUAAUAUCUGGUACUUUUUGCGCGGUUUACUUAAACAUUUACCGCUCGAAGUGCUUCUGCGGAGUUAUUUCUAAUCCUAAAAUAACGAAGUGUAAUCAACAGUCAGAUUAAGAUUAAUGAGGAUGUGGUGGGGAUAUUGAAAGCGACAUAAGCCUCCAUAGAAAAAGUAUAAACUUCAAUAGUUAGUUAGUUCAAUAGGGUACUAUUUUUAAAACUGUUAAGCAUUUGACACUAUCGAAUAACUAAUUAGGCCGUCAAGUUCUGCCACAGUUGUUCCGUUCACGUACCCGAUAAUCGUAAAAUUUGAAAUGUUAGCACUUAAAAUACCUUCGGCGGGCACUCACUCUUACAUAGAUUAUCCUUUUGGGUCUUUUCAAUUAAUCGGUAAUUGACUGAACAGUAUGAUUAUUUGGUUGGAACUGUCAGGAGCAGGUUUUGUGCAAUAUUCGGCAAUACUCAAUCGCAUAGUCAACGUUGUAUGCCUGUAAAGUCGUGUUAGGUUUAGGACUCUGAUAGUUAAGUGUUUGCCACUCUUAUUAUGUUUCGGAGAGAAUCUGCAUUUGGCCCUUAAAUUCAGCCUACACAACGAAAACAUCUAAUUUUAUACAUAACUAGAUAAUAUCUAUUUGUUCUUAUAUAUUAUUUCAAUAUUAAAACUAAUCCGUUUUCCGAUUUUUUAUUUAAAUUUACGCAGUAUUUUAAUUUAUAAAAAUUACAUUCGUUUUAAGACGACAUGUCGCAAAACUUGGAAAAAUUCAGAAGUUGAUGAUUUUUAGUAUGUGAUUUUGGACGUUUUUUUCGGGGUUUGUAAUUAUUUUAUAUUUAAACACUUUAACCAUAGGUACAUUACAAAUAGUGUACCUUUCUGAUGGUAGUAUGAUUUUUCAUAUAUCUCUUACUGAAAAUUAUACAUUUACAUAAAUAUAAUUUAGCCUAUGCAACUUCUAACACUAAUUUCGCAGUGAAAAUAUAUGUUAUAAUUUUUUUAACAUUUUUCCCAUAAUCAGCAAACAGUUACGUAACACAUAUAUUAAUUUCGGGCAAAAAGAAAAAAAAAAACUCGUGCAUUUAAGGGUUAAAAUGAUAAGGCGUUUGAUGGUGAAAUCGAUGGGUCUGUGGGGCCAAAGCUUUUUCUGGUAACUGGAUUAUCAAACAUGUUUAUGACAAUCUUGGCAGUACAGUUCUAUCUAGUUUACUCAUUGACUUAUUAUUACUAUAGAGACGACAUACCAAUCAAUGAAAUUGUCGCAAUCACAACCUGUACCACGCGACCGUAAAAUUCCGCUUCUAUGGUUUUGAUGCCAAAACGGCAGCAACUCAUCGCGCAAAAUACUGGUUCUCUGCGUCGGUUAUAGAAACGUAUAGACGUUAGUAUUAUAAUAAUAGUUCAAUGAGUAACUAAAUGCAUUAAACACUAAUCAAUGUUACUUAUUAUAAACAUUGAAUGUUUUUAGACGUUUCGAAAUUCUCUAUUUCGUUCUAGCUAAACUUGGCACAAAAGAUGAGGUCAAUAAAUAACAUAACAUAACAUGUCAUGUAAUGACAGUAAGGUUCUGAAAAGUUCAACAGUCAACUGCAAGAUUGACUAAAAGUUUCACGUCAAGUUAAAGUCCGACGACUAAGAGCAUUCUGUACACUCGUCACAAGUUAAUUGCUUUAAUUUUGGAGAGCGUAUCUAUUAUAAAUUCAUUACUUACGACUAUAAUUGACACCACGACUAUACGACCAUGGUUUUACAAUAUUUAUAAAAAUCACUUAUUAUAUAAGUUGCUAUUCGCUCCGGAAUACUAUACCACUGGUUGUUUCGUUCUAUAAGAGUAAGUGAUGAGUGGUGAGAUACCUAGAUGUACAUUUCUUUCGAUAAUAUUUCGUAUCGGUAUCGUUUAAGUCCUAAGGCACCUUCCUAAUUGAUUAUAUUCCAAGUUGGUUUAUUUGAUAAAACAUGAGUUAUAUAUAAGAUGUUAAAUUUAUACAAAUUCGGUUCUUUACGUGUAUACGAAUCUAUGAGCAAAAUUCGUUAGGAUGUGACACAAACUUAUCGUUUCAGUCCACAUUUUUUCAUUCAGCUCUAGAAUAACGUUAACGCCUUCGCCAUAUCUUACAUGAUUCGGUGUUUUAAUUAAGCGCAUAUAUAUUUUUUUUUAUUUUUCUAUUUCUUUGUAGCACAACCCAAAGUACUGAAACAUAAUGGACGAUGAAUUAUUAUCUCCGAAUAUGCAAAAUAAUCGGUUCAAGUCUAGGAUAAAAGUUACAAAUUGUAUGUCAAUUUUAAAAUAAAUUAUUAUCUAAUACAAUAUCCGUAAGUACUUAAGAGGGGGUUUAAAGUAGAAGAACACAAAAGACGUGGCACACCGCGUAAACUUGCGACGGAAGAUAUGUCCAUUGCGACGGUUUGAACGUUUACCGCAAUAGCUCUGAACAUAUUAUACUCCUGUUUCAAAUUUUGCUCGUCACGUCCCUCGGCUACAUCACUGUACUCGUAUUUAAUACAAAAAAUAUACUGCUGUGGUAUGCAGGGUGUCUAAAUAAAAUUUUACCCUUCCAUAGAAAAUAGACCAGCCAAAAUGUAUGAAACAACCAAAUUUUUGUUCGCGAUUUCGGGGUUGGUCCCAUAGCAGGCGUGACUCACUCCGCGAUUUCGUCGCGCCGCUAAAAGUACAUGCGGCCGCCCCCAGUUCUGAGGUCUAGCCAUAGUAAUUGCCGGCAUUGCCGCGCACCGCUACGGAACGGACGCCUGUUUGAGAGUGAAUCUUCUGUACCUAGUACUAUUAUUUAUUCUGUGCCCAUAGUAAAAGUUGCUCAGUAUAAUCCCUACACCUCCCUGGCAACGGGAAUGCACUUAUUUUUUAGCCACCGUGUAUAAAUGAAAUUAAAUGAAAAUUAGACAUGUUUUCGUGAUUUUUUUCUAACGAGCAAAAUUUAACCUAGUACGGUUUUGGUUGGAAUCUGCCUUUGCAAAUAUAAUCUAGUUUCCGCGUGAUUUUUUUCAUGGCAUUUAUUUUAUUUAUUUAUAAAAAACCGGACAAGUGCGGGUCGGACUCGCCCACCGAGGGUUCCGUAUUCUGAUGUUUUAAAUUUAUUUUUCAUUGUGGAACGACAAUUCAAAGUGUAUUAAUGUCCAAUUUAACUUCUGAUAACAUUGCUAUUUGUUUUAUUUGUGUUUAUAGGAACGGAAAGUAUGGACGCACCUCUAAAUCAAUACUUAGAAGUCUUAGAACCACUAAAAUAUUAAUAAGUAAAAUAAAAUAAAAACCGGUCAAGUGCGAGUCGGACUCCGUACUUUUUAGUAUUUGUUGUUAUAGCGGCAACAGAAAUACAUCAUCUGUGAAAAUUUCAACUGUCUAGCUAUCACGGUUCAUGAGAUACAACCUGGUGACAGACAGACGGCCAGCGGAGUAAUAGGGUCCCGUUUUUACCCUUUGGGUACUGAACCCCAAAAAAAUAAAAAUCAGCGGCGUUAUUUUAUGUUAAGUUGCACAUUAAUACACCCUGACUCAUCGCCCCACAACGAAAAAAAAAAAACAUUUUGUAUGUAGGGUAAAAAAAUUUAAAAGUGCGGUAGUGACUCCUAAAAUUUGUUUAAAAAUUCUGAAAAAAAAAUAACAUGGGUUUUUUAAUGGUAGAUUUUACAUUAAGCGGGUGCCCCGUAGAAAAAUAUAACUUCGACGAAAUAAGGACCACCCUAAUAUGUAUAUAUUACUUACUUAUGUAAAAUCAAGGAAGAACACUUCACAAAUAAUUUUGAGAUUUGUUCCACACUGUAAAUUAUUUAACUACGCUAUGAACUCCUGCACGCUUGUUCAUAGCAGGCACCCUGCCUGGGAGGAACUUAAAGGAUUUUGACUACAAUUUUGAGUAAAAAAUAAUUUUCUUUUUACCUCACCAAGUGGUAAAGCCUCUCUACAUUGUUCAAAAACGGAUAAGAUCGUUGCAUUUUAUCCACUUGUGAGGCAAAGUAAUCUAAUGCAAAUUUUGAGUUGUUUUCUUAUGUUUGCUGGUAGAAUUGAUUUUUAAAUGAUGAUUUUGAAUGAUAAAUAUUUAAUAACAUUAAUUUUGAAUCGAUUUGCUUUGUUUUUGUUUGAUAUUUUACAGUUAUUAUUUUCCUUGUGUUGGUUUUCACUCGUCGUUUCAUUCGGGGGCAUUUUCACUCGCGUGCUUUGAAACCCUCUCAACGCUUAAGGUUAAAUUUUUCGAACCACUCGUUACGCUCGUGGUUCAAUUUUGGAAUCUUUCGCUUGCUCGGCUAUCAAUAUUAGCACGAGCGGUUAAACAACAACUUUGCCCCCUUGUAAAACAAAUAACUAUUUCUGACUGUUCGUAUUCUGAAGAAUUAUCUAUAUCUUUGAUAUGUUGGAAUUAUCUGAAGUAUCGUGCAAUAGAAACAUAAUACUUUCAUGCGGUGCCUUAUUUUAGAGGUCACAUCAUAAUAUAGCUUCGAGAAAAGCGUCUUUUUCGAAUUUAUAUGGCUCGAGAAGGACGGAAACAAAUCUGGCACGCUAAUAAUCUUGCUAAAAUUAUGUUACCAUACGUUAGAAGAGCAUAAUUUUUUAUAAUAGGUAAUUAGGCAAUAUAAGGUUAGCAUUCAUAGUAACUUGUGUAAAUAAAUAUGAAAAUGAUAAAUAAAUAGAAAGCGUAGGUGUCCAAUUCAGAGAUAUUUUCUCAGAACGAAUAUAUCCUAUACGACUCAGUAUUGCACACAUACACCGUCACAUAGCAGCACAAAAUGUGACGUUUUCAACCAGAAGGUACCACAUUGUCGGUUGUCGAUAAGGUUGAUUUCUAAUUGAAGCUAUAUGGAAAUAGCGCCUUACUGACAAGCGACAAUAAGUACCCUUUUGGUUGAAAAUGGCACAAAUAUAGCUGGCCAAAGCCUAACCGAUAUAUAGUUCCUUUCCGAUUUCAACCGCAAAACUAUAGUAGAUUGUUAACCAAGGGAUGGAAGGCACUAGUCCGAGGCUGAAAUUCGAAUACGAGGAAAGUAAAAUGGAUGUGUUUUUUUAAAAAGGAUGACUAAGUAUACAUUUUUAUAGUAUUUCUUGUGGGUACUUUCAAUUAACAAUUUAGGCAAAAGUAUAGUUUUAUGGAAUGGGAAGUUAAAUGUCAGAAUGGAAAUUUUACAACAAAUUCAUUUAAACCCAAAUUUCAAUGGCUUAUAGUAAAAAAAUUAAAAAAAUCGUACUUGGAACGUAAAAUGCUCUAGUGCAGAGACGUAUCAUUUUGUGCACACCUUUUAGAACAACAAUGACCCUUUUUCAGAGCAUGAGAAAUGAAAAAUAAUUUAUCCCAUUCUCAACAGUUUCCAUACAACUUAUUUUCUCACGUUACGUUCGCUGAAAUAUGCUUUAAGUAACUAAAAAGACAACGACUAGUUUUACUUACAAAUCUGAUUUGUAUUUCUGAUUAUGAUUGAUUUGUUGUUUCUUUGAUUUGUGAAUUUUGUUCGGAUUCGUUUUACAAAAUGUCCCUACUUUUAUUGUUAUACUCGUGAAAGCUAAGCUUGUUAAAAAUCAUGCAAAAUAAACAUUCUGUCUACAUGCACAGAGUUUGGUAACAGACGUGGGCAGAUACAACUUUUUAAUUAGGAUAUUUGAUUGGGAAUUGGGGGCACGUGGGGUUUGCACCCUUUGUUACAUGAUACUUUUUUUGAGUCACGGAACGAUCGGUAUUUCGUUCGGUAUUGUGUUCUUUCACACUCAAGUGUCGUAGUGCUUGUGUAUAAAAUAUAAAACAUAAUUUAUUUAUAAUAGGUUGUGGAUAACCAAAACAGUGUGCAACAGUUUAAUAGAAUGCUUUCCUGAUUUAUUUGUCAAACCUUUAAAAAACAUACUCUACAUACCUAUAUAUGAUUUUGAUUAAUGUUUGUUAUUAUCUUUUUAUAUAUAAAUGAAAUCCUUAAAUCUAGCCUAUUGGCCGUUAUAGCUUAGUAAUUGACUAUUUGUACACGGUGAUUACUUGAUUAGACACUUAAUUGGAGACUAUAGUCUUUAAGUCUAGGUAGGUUAAAUCGUAAAUAUUAAGUUCUACGGUCGCCUAUGGCUAACUACCUAACUAAACCCCAAAAUUAGAGCUUAAUGGACACAUAGACAUUUCGAGACUUUUUGUAAAAAGAUUAUCGUAAAAAUAUUAUAAAUAUAUGUAUAGGUAGUAUAUAUCAUAGGCGACAUCCGCACGGCUCUCGAGUAAUAAUAGCAACAUUAAUUCAAUUAUAGAUAGAAAUGUCCAUAUAAUAAUUAAAUUAUUCUUAAUUAACACAUUUCCGGGAUCUCAAUUUAAGUGAGUAUCAUUAUAAAAACAAAGUAAAUUAUUGUUGAUAUUUAAAAUGUAUUGCGUCUUACGAACCCUAAAUCGGAAUUAUAUGUCAGAAUUACAAACAGGUAGAGAAUAAUAGACGAUGUUGUAUUGUUCAAGACAAUAGCUAAGAGAAUUACAAUAAUGUUGUUAUUUUAAAAAUGAAGAAUGGAGUCUCCGGCACCCCAGACUAAUCGACUAGUCUCAUCGACACACUAGUCCAUGUACAUAGUUAGUUGUUUGUUUUGUGUCAUUGGUGUUUGAUAUUAAAUUCUUGAAUACGAAACUGCAGGCAAAAUCACGCUAAGGAUGUCUUCCAUCGAACAGCGGGGCCAGUACGGCGCCGUGUUCUCGAUUCGUAACCGAACCGGUACGAUGAUAUGCAGUUUCGCAAUUCGUCCCAUUCGUAGCGCUCACCGCCGUAGUCUCUUGCCACAUCGCUAUUUUACAAGACUGGUAUGCCUAUGGCUUACUGAGCGCAUUACCCCGGCAAAUCAGGAUCUCGUUGUACGGAUCUCGGGGUCACUUAUACCUAUUGGCUUGUUAAUAACAAUGUGCUCGGUAAACGAAACUCUUUUUCCUUCGUCAAUUAAAGACUGGGAUUUGUUUAGACCGCGACGUAGCACUUGAUCCUACGGCGUUCGUGCAUCGACUCAAACGAGUAGAGAUGAUAAAGUUAACCUAUUUCAGGUCUGGAUCUCAAUACCGACUGAGCCUUUUUUAUGAAUACUUAGUGACUUUGAUUCUACGGCUAUUUGAGUCGGCGCAUCGCGAAUAGUAAUUAAUAAUAGAGAUAAUUUAAUUAAUGUAUUUUAAUAAAUUCCCAUCUGUGUCUGAUCUAGUUUGGAGUGUUUUUCUUGAACCGCUAAUACUAUUCUUCAUGCGCAGUGUGAUCCCGCACCGGCGCCGGAAAGCAGUCGGCUAGUUGUCGUACGGUCAGCAUCCUUCGGUAGCAAUCGUCGUUCGAUGAUCUUUUUGUCUAAAAACUCGAUUUAUCUCUGUUCGGUUGACGUAUUCUUCGUGCGGUCUCACUGUCCUUCCGCUCCGGAUUCACUUUCCCUUGCUUUAGAAUAAAACGAAUUCUUAUACACACUUGUAGUUCACAAAUUUCAUUAUCGAGUGACGUGUCCGGAAACAAAGAAAGUUUUGAAGUUUAUGUUACCGACACCCGCUCGUAUUUAUUCUGCCAUUGAAAUAGUUUAGGUAAAUGUUCGUGUAUGUAGGUAGUUAGUUGGACGUAAUUGGAACCGAAUGCAAAUAGCAACCGCCCCGGGCUCCGUAGCCCCGCCGGAACGGACUGUCCGUACAGCUCUCAUUGUAAACUAACCCCAUGGUUGUUUAUUAUCUAUGCCGGCGUUAAUUAUACUAUUUCACCCUUUUUCUACGCACAAUUCGACAUUAGCUAUACGACAUCACAUACGGAAAUUAUAUUUAUAUCGAUUAUUACCUUGUUACUGUGAUUUGUUUUAAAUUAUAUUUUAAAAUUAGAUUUUAAAUUAGACUCGGUUUUUAAACGGAACAUCAUUCGGUUGUGUAUCCGUGAAAUUACAUGGUUUUAUUUAAAUACAUAUGUUUUUACAAAAUCAAUUAACUAUUUAAAUAUUUUGAGAGGAUAGCAUUCAUUCGAGAUGAUUUAUAGCAUGGCGUUAUUUAGAUUUCGUGCUUUAAGCGCAUGAUUUUAUAUUGAUUGAGUAUUCUUAUUUACUGGGUGUUGAAUAUUAUAAAAGUGUUGUAUGGAAUUGUAAUUUACUCUGUAAGUCAUGUUGAUAAGAAUGUGUGUUGUUGAUAUGUUUAUAUAUAAAAUACUUGUAGGAAGCGUCGUGGCCGGCGGCGGCCACCUCCGCGUCCGCUAGGGUCGGACUCUGUCUGCUAGACUAUAUUCUGUUAUUUUAUUCCGUAGACUAAAAUGACAUUUCAUGUGGUACUAAGAAAUGUCAUGUCUUACACAUGAAACGUCAUUUCAGUCUACGGAAUAAAAAAACAACUUUAGGCAUAUAUAUGAUCAAGCUUCGACAUUGAUUGUUCAGUAGCUCUCAGUGGUAUAUUUAUUAUAAAGGGAGUACAUCUAUUAUACUAUGUAUGGUACCGUUAGACUACGUGCCACUGACGCAGAGGUUAUCUAUGUUAGAUGUAAAACUAUGGCUGACCGUUUCGUACCAGUCAUUAGGUUAAAUGAUUCAAUACAUAUAUUAUUUAUAUUGUAGCCGAUACACCUAAUCAGUUUAUAAGUAUUUAACUUUAAGAGAUUCACUUCUUAUACCAUUAUCUGUGUAAGUAUUAUGAUCAACAAUAUUUCCAUUGUUUUAAUUAAAUUUAGAAUAUUAGUGGUUAAGUUUAAGAUAGCUAACUUGUACAAAUGACUUGUGUACAGUAAUGUAAGUGGAAUAAUUGUACGGGCGAAGGCAAGGCAAGGCAAGGCUCGGCCCGCGCGGCCGCUGUAAAUAGUGUACAAGUGGUCUUGUAAUAUAACAAGUGUUUUCAAUGUGCACAUAGUCGCCUCAUUCAUUAAUAAAUUUUUUAGAUCAA
Messenger RNA from Cydia strobilella, 19622 nucleotides. RefSeq names its product PHD finger protein rhinoceros (gene rno). Gene Ontology annotation, biological process: regulation of transcription by RNA polymerase II. The transcript has 6 exons. The record is from RefSeq and is a predicted model, not a curated record. Bases 493 to 8391 code for a protein of 2632 amino acids. Lineage: Eukaryota; Metazoa; Arthropoda; Insecta; Lepidoptera; Tortricidae.